Molecule: messenger RNA, 1059 nt
Organism: Aspergillus udagawae
Lineage: Eukaryota; Fungi; Ascomycota; Eurotiomycetes; Eurotiales; Aspergillaceae
Product: putative iron-sulfur cluster-binding protein
Exons: 5
Coding region: 1-1059 (352 amino acids)
Molecular function (GO): 2 iron, 2 sulfur cluster binding
Source: RefSeq, a predicted model, not a curated record
AUGGCUUUCACAAAACUUGGCGAUUAUCGAUCCUUCGAAGUGGCCGGCUUCCCCAUCUUCCUCAUCCUAGGCAAAGAUGGUGUGAUCAGAGCUUUCCACAAUGUCUGUCGCCAUAGAGCGUACACGGUCGCGAAUAAAGAGCGCGGAAGUUCUACUGUUCUCGGAUGUCGCUACCAUGGCUGGAGCUACAACACCAAAGGCGAACUUAUUAAAGCCCCUCAUUUUGACAAUGUACCUGGUUUCGACAGAUCACAGAACAGUCUGUUUGCUAUUCAUGUUCAGCAGAGCACCGACGGCUUCAUCUUUGUGAACCUCGAAGCCAAUGCGCCACGUGAGCUGCUAGAGAUCAAUUGUCUGGCCGACUUCGUGGAACGUAAUGGGGCUAUAGCUCAGUCACGCUGGAUUGGGGGUAAGGCUAUCGAAGGAGUAUUCAAUUGGAAAAUGGCUGUCGUAUCUGAGAAGCAGUUCGGUACAACUGCAAUUUUGCCCGAACUUGCGCGACUUGUGCGGUCAUCUCUUUUAGCAAGAAUCAAGCAUCAUUUGGACGGGAAGUCUGCAGGAGACUCUGAUAUUCUGCUAUUUCCCAAUGUCUCGUUUCAUACCAUUAAGGAUACCAGAUAUUGGUACUCUCUAAGCUUCCAUCCGGCGUCUGAGCGAAAGACGCUGAUCCGAUACGAUCUGUACCGCUUCCAGAGCACGGAUGGCGAUGCCAAUUCUCAGUUGAUUUCAGAUAAGCUCAUUGAGAUGAUAACGGGACAAGUUACCGAAUUGGGGAGCCAAUAUCAUUUACAAGCCAGGGGAGCUGAGGCUGGCUCCCAGGGAGGUGUGAUCGAAACGACCACAGAAGAUAGGGGUUUUCGUUCUCUCUUGGGAACGUCAAAUUUGCAAAAGAUGAUUCUCGAGCAGCUGAAAAAGCAUACUAAGCUCGAAAAGCUGCAAGGGAUGGAAGUGCAUCCUGCGAUGAGGCAGCCGCGAAUGACGCCAAAGUCCCAGCAGGCCGACCAACUGUGCCGAGAGCUCGAAUGUAGCGGCGAAACAUUCACAAGUUUGGCCUGGUAG